CCUCAAUUCUGGAAAAACUGAAUCCAAAACCUCAAACCUAAAAUUCUCAUGGACGCAAAACCCUCCAUCACCACCAGCUCCCCCACCCACCCAAACUCAUAUAUACAUACAAAUAUAUAUGUGUAUGUAUAGCCCGUCUCUUCUCCUUCCUUGAUUAUCUGAUUUAUCUGGACAUUCUCUAUACGAAGUUUAUCAGUUCAUUCGCAUUGCUUUAGCUAUUCCAUCACUCGCAUAUUACAAUCUGCAAUUUCGAGAAACCCCAUUUGUAUUUUGAGUACGUUCUCUGGGAAUUUGGAUUGCACUUGAUUGAUUUUGUGUAUUUCUUAAGAUGAGACUGAAUUAAUUUUCCAACAUUAUUCUUUUGAUUUGGAUGUGAUAGGAGAAUGCAUUUUUUGGUGAUAUACUGAUAAAAGCUGCGAUUUUGGAUGGUGGUUAUGCAUGAAAAUUAGGGCUUUCCUAGAACAUGCUCACUCUGCGACUAAUUCGCAGGUUUGGCGCCGUACACCGUAUUCUCGCCGCCGCAGCUUUUUCUUCAUUCGUUGGAAAAAUUAGUCCUGUUAGCAGUAGAGCUGGAAAACCUAGUUCAGUAGAUGAGCCUGCAUUGGUUAAACUAAAGAAGGAAAGGGACCCUGAGAAGUUAUUCAAUUUGUUUAAGGCUAAUGCCACAAAUAAGGUUGUUGUUGAGAACCGAUUCAUCUUUGAGGACACGGUCUCUAGGUUAGCUGGGGCAGGCCGGCUUGAUUAUAUUGAGAUCUUGCUUGAGCAUCAGAAGACUCUGCCACAGGGUCGUCGGGAAGGGUUCAUUAUACGAAUAAUAAUGUUGUAUGGGAGGGCUAGAAUGACUAAGCAUGCUGUCAAUACGUUUUGUGAUAUGCAUUUGUUUGGUUGUGUGCGGACCGUAAAGUCAUUCAAUGCUGCUUUGAAGGUAUUGACCGACUCUCGUGAUUUACAGGCGAUUGAUUGGUUUCUAAAUGAUGUUCCUGGUAGAUUUGGAAUUGUGCUAGAUACAUAUUCUUUUAAUAUUGUUAUCAAGGGUUUCUGUGAGAUGGGUAUACUGGAUAAGGCGUUUCUUGUCAUGGCUGGGAUGGGAACAUGGGGAAUAGCUCCUGAUGUUUUCACGUACACCUCACUUAUAGAGGCCUGUUACAAGUCGAACUGGCCAGAGAUUGCAAAUGGGUUGUGGAGCCGGAUGGUAUUAAAAGGUUGUCUUCCCAAUAUUGCAACCUUCAAUGUGAGGAUUCAGUUCUUGGUAAAUAAGGGGCGGACAUGGGACGCUAAUAAGCUGUUGGAUUUCAUGCGGAGAUUGAAGAAAUCUCCUGAGUUUCCUGAUGAGAUCACAUAUAAUUUGGUGAUCAAAGGUUUCUGCAAAAUGGGAAAUCUAAAAAUGGCUAUGUAUGUGUAUUCUGCUUUUAGGAGUGAGGGCUACAAGCCAAAUCAAAAAAUCUACCAAACCUUGAUCCAUUAUUUCUGUGAAGCAAGAGAAUUCGACAUGGCAUACAACAUGUGUAAACAAAGUAUGGAGAACAACUGGUAUCCUAGUGUGGGUACCAUUAACAAUCUGAUAGAAGGCCUGGUCAGAGAUGGAAAACUCGAUAAGCUUGAUAAGGCAAAACAUAUUUAUAGUCUUUCUUUGAAAAGGAAGCCUCCUUUUAAUCCGGCUCAAAUUGAACUCAUGAAAUCCAUAGUAUCAAGGAAAUGAACUAAUUUGUUGGACGGGUCAGCCGUUUCACUGGGAGAUAAUUUAAUUGAUUGGUUAUGGAGCAAGGUUGAUUUUAGCCUUGCCUUUGAAAUACUACCUUUGAUGACUGCAUGGAAUUUCUUCAGUCCAUUCUGGUUGUGCCCAAAUGAGUUCUUAGUGAGAUGAAAACUCUAAGAGGACAGCUCACUAAGUUGUUUGAGGUGAUUGCCGGAUGCAGCCAGUGAAUCCCGUUUGAUUAUGAUGAAGCUCUAACAGUUGGUAAAUUGAAGGGCUGCACUAAUUUUUUUAAUUCCGCUGAUUGCUGCAUACUAUAGUUCAGAAGAAUAUACAGGAACAAGUUAAAGUGGAUUGCCAAAGUGAGCAUGGAGGAGUUACAAAACAGGGUGCUGAUUUGUUGUGUAUUCACAUCCUAUUUAUAUGCCUUAAUUCUACGAGAUACACUGACAGCACUAGUCUUACGAGUUAGGUUGUGUUAGUUCCUCCGUUUGCUCCUUGCAACUCCCUCCUGCUGAUAUUCCUUGUUGAAUUCUAAUGCACACUUGACAAACUUAGUAAGCAAAAAAUUGUGUAACAUGAUGGAAUUCAUGUUUGAGUUCUUGUUCAAUAAACCUCUAAUUUAGCUUGCUAAAGAAGCUCACAUCUUCAUUUUGGUGUUAAUAUUUGGGACAUAGUAUUAGUAUGUUAUUUGAUCUUGAGUAAUUGUGAGACAUAGUAUUAGCAUGUUAUUUGAUCAUGAGUAAUUGUGAGACAAACAUACUAUUUGAUAGAAUGACCUGGAAUUUCUGAAUGCAACUUUUUAUUUGUGUAGUCUAUGAGACUCUAUACAAGGGAUGUAAAAAUGAAUCUUAGUCCAUACAUAUAAUAAAAACUUGUAGAAGCAAAGAAUUGCUUUGAGGUUUUUGUCUUUUGUAACCACACGAAGAUAAGGUCACCGAUCAUGUUCUGGUUUGGGAUCAUAAUGGAUGGUGCAACUAGCAUUUGGUUGGAAGUGAACUCUUAUUAUCUUCAAAUUUAUUUGUAACUGUUCCAUUAGUAUUUGAGCUCAAUCAGUCUAAAGUAAGUGAUUAUAGAAUUUUAUUCUAGUUAGGAAGUUCAGCUGCUGUUAGGCAUGACUAUGAGUUCUUUUUGCCUGUUUUGUGAACAGAGAAAGGCCAGCUGCCUAUUCCCGUACCACGAGUUCGACUUAAACUUGUUUCAUGCCAGUUGUGUUUGCAUAAUGAUGAAACUAGACUACUAUGAUAAGAUGUAGUGCUAUGUUGAUUUCCUUGCAUAGUUGGCAUCUUGAUGCUGAUUAGAGAUGUUUGCUUGUAAUGACUUGUACUUGUAUUAAUUAUAACCAGUAACCACCAU
Salvia splendens (bonfire salvia) is the source of this 3049-nucleotide messenger RNA. Its product is annotated as pentatricopeptide repeat-containing protein At1g80150, mitochondrial. The transcript is spliced from 2 exons. NCBI's taxonomy places the organism in Eukaryota, Viridiplantae, Streptophyta, Magnoliopsida, Lamiales, Lamiaceae. The record is from RefSeq and is a predicted model, not a curated record. Bases 464 to 1699 code for a protein of 411 amino acids. Gene Ontology annotation, molecular function: protein binding.